AUGGCCAACUCCUGGUCCCGCCAAAUCCAAUAUGCCGCGACACCGCCGCUGCAGCCGGCUGCGCCGCGUCGUCGUCGGAGCUCUCCUGCUGUUAGCCGGAGGCCACAACGCCUACUCGGGCCGCCCGGUCUUCUCGCUGCCCCUCGGCCUCGGCGCCCGCCCCCGCCCUUCCCGUUCGCUGCCGACUUUUCGCCAUCGCCGUCGCCGUCGCCGCGAUCCUUCCGCCUCAGCGAUGACAGCCUCGCGCGGCGCCUUCUGCCCCUCCGCCUCCGCGCCGGCCACGCGCAGCCGCCGCAGGACGCGGAUGUGGAUGCGGUCCUCCUUCCCGACCAGGAGGUCCUGAUCCUGGACGACGCUGAGCCUACCGGCGACGCCAUCUGCGCCUUCAAGGGUGGGGCGUCCUCCCCGGCGAGACCGCUCGGGAGGCUGCCGGCGUCCGGGCUUCACGCAUACGUCUGCCGCCUUCCCGAGCCAGCGCAGAGCUUCCAGCAGCUCCAAGCGCCGCUCUUACUCCACUCCUCCACCUCCUCGGCCGCCGCAGCUGCUCCAGAUUCCCCUUCUCCUUCCCCGGGCCGCGCAUUGCUUAACUGGAGCAGCGACCCGAUAGUGUUCGACUCGGCUCUUCUGGACGGAGGCGAUGUGCUCGUCUUUGCAAAGGGAGUCAGCCGCCGCCAAGGUCUUCAGUGCCUGUAUCGCUACAGCGACGACGCCGAUACCAUGCUGGCAUCUUCACCAGCAAUCGCCUCAGUACAACAAGUUACUCGCUGCCCCUCGCCACCGACGCCUAUCAAGUCAGGAGGAAGCACCAAGGUUCUUGUCACACUAGGGGUCACCGGCGAGGAUCCCAUGCCCUCCCUUGCAACCUUUCGCCGACAGCAAGCUGAAUCUUCUUCAGUGACUCUUCAAAAGAGUUCAAUUUGCGCCUGCACAAUGGGACGCAACAUCUCCAAGUUUCUCAGGAAGUGGGCACUGUACCAUAGUGCGAUUGGGGUGGACAAGUUCUUUAUCUACGAUAAUGGCAGCGAGGACAACUUGGCAGGCCUAGUGGCGCAGCUCAUAUCCGCAGGUUCUUGCCAAUGGAUGGCUGUCAUGGACGUCGAUGAGUUCAUCUUCUCAACAAACUGGAUAGGAUUAGAGAAGCCAUCAAAAUCUUUGCUAGAGCCCGUCAUUUCUGUUGAUGAUAGCGUUGGCCAAAUAUACCUUCCGUGUUAUGAUUUUGCCCCCUCGGGCCAAACAGCACAUCCACCAGAGGGGGUCUGCCAGGGCUACACGUGCCGGUUGAAGAACCCGCAGCGGCACAAAUCCUUGGUCCGUCUCAACGCUGUGGAACCAUCCCUCAUGAAUGUGGUCCAUCAUUUUAAGCUCAAGCCUGAUUUCAAAAGCAUCUGGACCGCGUUCGCACGUAUUAACCACUACAAAUACCAAGCUUGGUCGGAGUUCAAAAUCAAGUUCAAGAGGCGCGUGUCUGCUUAUGUUGCUGAUUGGAAAGAUCCGAUCAACCUCGACUCAAAGGACCGGGCUCCCGGCUUAGGAGUUGAUGACACCGAACCAGAUGGCUGGGCCCAAAAAUACUGCGAGGUUAAAGACAAUAUCCUUCAGCUGUUAACUGCAAGAUGGUUUGGUGUCGGAUUUGGGAACCCUCAUUAGCUCCAAUCAGGCCAGGUAACACACUGGUAAGAUCUAUCGCCCCUCCCCCUCUUUUACAUAGUAAUUUCUGUUUAUUUAUAGUAGUAAGACACUAACAGAACGUAAAUCAAAACCACCAAAUUUUCCAGAAUUAAAAAUUAUCUCUUAAAUUGGAUGGUGUACACCUUUUAAAUAGGCUUUAGAUUGAUGGGGAAGCACCACAGUACGCAUCUACUGCUCAAUGAUGAACAUACUCCCUCUAGUCUAGUUCUGAAGAAGUCCCCAAAGUGCAACCUUUACUGCUUAUUUUUUUUAACUAUAAAACUCUUCGAAAUUAUACUUUUUAAAAAUACUUUAUGAGAGAUAACCUUUAUUUUUAUUAUACAUUACUGUGGAACUCUUCAAACCAAUAGUUUUUUUAAGAUACUUCAAGAUUACCUACACAUGGUUUUCACAUAUCCAAUCCAAAAAUAUUAUGAAAUAUAGUCAGUCAAAGUUUCCAAAAUGUUAAUUGAACCUAUGCCUCAACCAAGAACUUUUCGAGAACUAGCGGAGGGAGUAUAAUAACCUGAGAGCAUUUCUCCUAUCCAAGUUAGCAGUUUGUUUUCGCUAUUCAAGUUCUUGCUGUCCUUCUUUUUCCAUGUUGAACUGUUAAGAAUAGAAUUAUGUUAAUUUUGCCUUGAUACUCAGCAUGUGACACGGUGCUUUAAUAUUGGUUCUUUUGCUAAAAUUGGAUGACUUCUUUUGCUUGAAUGAUUUUGGCUUAACAGUUGGGGUUAGAUCAGUUGAAUUUGUAAUGCUUAGCUGGAGCACGACAUGAAGCCUCUUAAUUUUAUUUUAUAUUUGGGCCUGGGUGGGCUGGAUUACUAAUCCAUGAAAGCUUCACCCAAAUGAUUUCAAAUCUUGUUUGUUGCGGUCCAUUUCUUAAAUAUCUACCGGUUGAGCCUUAUGGUUGUUUGGCUUCUGUUCUGAAACUAGUUCAUUGAGAUGCUGGUAUACACUUUGUUGGCUUUUCUUUAAAACAAAUCUUGGUUUUGACUUGUUUUAAUUAGCUGGAAAUAUCUGUGGAAAAAGUCUUUCUUGAAAUGGAACUCAUACAUCAAAAUGCAUCUCCAAUGGAGAAUGCGACAUUGUCAGACUGAACUUGCAAGGUGAACGAGUGAACCAGUGUAUUGAAAAUUACCUUUGCUGUGUGGUUUCUACUGAUAUGAAGAAAUGGGUUCAGCAUUUACCCAUGGCUGAAUAUUGGUAAAACAGUUCCUUUUAUACGUCUCUGCAAAAGACUCCUUUCGAGGCCUUAUAUGGAUAUCCACAGCCACAAAUCAGUGAGUUCUCAAUGGUAGGCACUACCGACAGUGAGGCACAGGGUUCCUUAUCUGGCACACAACAACUGCUGUCAGCACUGAAAGCACAAUCUCUUAAUUGCUCAGCAGCGCAUGAAGAAAUAUGCAGAUUGCAAGCGAGUGGAAAGGACACUUGUAGUAAGUGACAUGGUUUACUUGAAGCUUCAGCCAUAUCGUCUGAGUGCUUUCGGCCUUCGCUCUCAUAUCAAGCUGCAAAGCAAGUUUUAUGGACCAUUUUGAAUACUGUAUCGCAUGGGCAAUGUGGCAUAUCACCUGCAGCUGCAAAUGAGAGCAUCCACCCAGUGUUCCAUAUCAGCCAGCUGAAGAAACACAUUGGACCCAAUGCAGUUCCCUGUGCUGAUUUACCUCUAGUUGAUCCUGAAGGGCGUACAAAAACUGAACCUGUUAUCAUAAUUCAGACCCGAAAGAUUCCUCGCAACAAUCUGCCGGUUGUCCAAUGGCUUGUAGAGUGGGAGAAUUUUCCACUGGAUGUCGCAACUUGGGAAGACGCAUAUUUCAUAAAGCAUACAUUCCCAGCCUUUUUCAAGACAGUCAAAGCAUGGCGUCGUCAACCUUCAGCUUCUUGAGGACAAGUUCAUGCUCGCAAGGGGGCAUUCUCAGGCUGAACUUUCAAGGUGUUCUAGUCUAAAGUUAACUGUACCGGUUCAGAUAAUGAAUGGCUGGGGAUCCAUGAUGGGGAAGAAGAUCGGACGGCUUGCAUUCGCUCGUCUACCUCUCUAGCUUAUUUGCUUUUCACUGUUGCUUUUCUAACCACUUUAUUCUCUUCUAGCCAACCACGGCUGUAGCAGAACAAUGUAUGCGCUACACGGGAUAAGCCCCGAUCAAUCAAUAAAGUACUAUGCGGCCUCCCAAGGGAGGUGAGACGCUUCUGA
Messenger RNA from Triticum dicoccoides, 3862 nucleotides. RefSeq names its product glycosyltransferase family 92 protein Os08g0121900-like. Gene Ontology annotation, molecular function: glycosyltransferase activity. The coding region runs from base 1 to 1647 and encodes 548 amino acids. The transcript is spliced from 2 exons. Lineage: Eukaryota; Viridiplantae; Streptophyta; Magnoliopsida; Poales; Poaceae. The record is from RefSeq and is a predicted model, not a curated record. Gene Ontology annotation, cellular component: cytoplasm.